Molecule: messenger RNA, 379 nt
Organism: Lobosporangium transversale
Lineage: Eukaryota; Fungi; Mortierellomycota; Mortierellomycetes; Mortierellales; Mortierellaceae
Product: putative LSM domain protein
Exons: 4
Coding region: 34-333 (99 amino acids)
Biological process (GO): mRNA splicing, via spliceosome
Cellular component (GO): U6 snRNP; U4/U6 x U5 tri-snRNP complex; Lsm1-7-Pat1 complex
Molecular function (GO): RNA binding
Source: RefSeq, a predicted model, not a curated record
CGCUCUCUUUACACAGGAAAAUCUUCAAGAACCAUGUCAGCGCCAAACUCCAGCGGAUCAGCAACCACAGCACCUGCUGUCGCCUCUAUUCACCAGCUUCCAUUAGAGCUAAUUGACUCCUGCAUUGGCUCCAAGAUCUGGGUUAUCAUGAAGUCAGAGAAGGAGUUUACUGGCACGCUCAAGCUCUUUGACGAUUAUGUCAACAUGGUUCUGGAAGAUGUUACAGAAUAUGAGAACACACCAGAAGGAAUGAAAACUACAAAGUUGGAACAGAUCCUCUUGAACGGCAACCAUAUUUGCAUGUUGAUUCCUGGUGGAGAAGGCCCUCAGUAGAAAACGUGUUUUAUAAAAUUAAAAUCAUACAAAAUUUGUACAUGAA